UGGCUGGAAAAGUCUCUCCACUUGUGCUUAUUCGUAAUCUACGCGCUUCAAACGAACACUGGAUUUAACAUUGACGUGCAGUUCCCGGUCAUCAAAGAGGGAAAAACCAAGGGCAGUUUAUUUGGAUUUUCUGUUGCAUUGCAUAAACAGACCGAAAAGACAAAGAAGAACUUGCUCUUAGUUGGGGCGCCUCAAGAGAAGGCCCAGCCCCAACUCAGCAAAUUCAACAUUAAUGAAACUGGAGCUGUGUAUUAUUGUCCCAUCACUAUUGAACAGGAUGACUGCAGGAGGAUGGACCUCAUCAGUGCACCGCAGUCAACGGAGAUGGUGGAGGGCAUGUGGCUGGGAGUGACCGUGGCCAGUCAAAGGAACGGAGGACGCGUGCUGGCAUGUGGCCAUCGCUAUGUAAAAAAACUGCUGGGCACUGAAGAACAGCAGCGUAUGGUGGGAAAAUGUUACGUGCGGGGCAACGACUUGACCUACGACCCUUCUGAUUACUGGCAGUCGGACACUUACGAGCUGUGUGACUUCAACUAUGACCAGAACCUUGAGGGCAUGUGUAACAUGGGCAUCUCAGGGGGCAUGACGGAGGACGAUGUGUUCUUUGGGACCCCUGGCAGCUUUGUGUGGCAGGGCACUGUCCAUAUGAAAAGCAGAGACACCAACUCAGAUUUUGCUGGAGAUGCCAAUGAAAGAAGCUUCAAUAUGCUAGGCGAGGACAGGCUCAACAUCUACAUAGGUUACUCUGUGCUGGAGGACAUGAAGUUACUGGAUCGCUCUGAGUACACUGUGGUGACGGGGGCUCCCAGAGAUAAUUUCAAGGGUUCAGUGAUCCUGGCAGAAAAACAAGAUUCGGGUCUGAACCCACUGGUGACGAUCCCAGGGGAACAAAUUGGGUCGUACUUUGGCAGCUGUUUGGCGGUUACGGACCUCAACAAUGACGACUGGAACGACCUGAUCGUCGGAGCGCCGUUCUUCUUUGAACGCUACAAGGAGGAGGGAGGGGCAGUUUACAUCUUCAUGAACGAGAACGGUUCCUUCCAGCAGAAUGCCAGCUUGGUUCUGAAGGGUAAAAAAGGGUCAGGGUUUGGAUUUGCUGUUGCUGCAGUGGGGGACAUCAAUCAGGAUGGGUUUCAAGAUUUUGCUGUUGGUGCUCCGUUCCAAGACUCUGGGAAAGUCUUUAUAUGGAUGGGAAGUAAAAAUGGAAUAUCCAAGGAACCCAGCCAGGUAAUAGAGGGGAAAUCAUUAGGUCCCAGUGGCUUUCAGACAUUUGGCUACUCUCUCAAUGGAGGAAUGGAUAUGGAUGGAAAUGAUUAUCCUGACAUUCUGGUGGGCUCCAUGGACGACCGCAUCGCUCUUUUGAGGUCACGUCCGGUCAUCCACCUCUCCAAAAACUUUACAGUGGAGCCGAAGAUUGUGAUUCCAAGCCAGUGUGUUAAUUCCUGCAUAAAGGUGAAGGUGUGUUUCAGUUACACUCUCAGCAAUGGAAACAAAUCCUUCAAGAAGGAAAUCACUGUGAAGUACACAGUAGAUGCUGACCAGAAUCGCCGUGGCGCCCGAGUCCGUUUCCUUGGCGACAAGCUAAGCACAUUUACAGGCCAUCUCUCUUUCUCUGCUCCCGCAUGUCAAGAGCUGGAACUUAGUGUUAUUAGUCCUGUGAGGGACAAACUUCAGCCCAUAGUGUUCACAUUGAACGUGUCCCUCUAUGAGCAGAAAGCAGCAGCACAACAAACAUUACAGAACCUGGACGCUUUCCCUGUGCUGAGCGGCCAGCAGACCCUCACAGACAAAACUGAGAUUAACUUUCACAAGGAGUGUGGUGAUGACAACAGAUGUAGGAGUAACCUGCAGCUGAAGGCCAGAUUUGCUGAUGAGAAUUACAUUCCCUUCCCAAGUCAAACUAUGGAGUUCAACAGUAACAUUAAGAAGCUGGUGAUGAUGGUGGAGAUUACUAACAUGCCAGAUGAAGGCAGGCAGGCCGAGGACGCCCAUCAGGCCAUGCUCAACAUCACCAUUCCCCCCGCACUCAAAUACUCAGGAGUGCGCACUCAGUCUGGGUUUGAUAUUGAGUGCAGCACAGACGAGACUGUCAUAUGCGAUCUGGGAAACCCAUUUAAAAGCAAUCAGAAGGCCUCGUUGAUAAUCAUCUUUGAGACCUCUGGUAUAACACUUUACACAGAACAGAUUGAAUCUCGACUUCAGCUCUCCACUAUAAGUGAACAGAAGGACCUGUAUCCUGUUCCUGUCACCCUCAACGUGAAGAACACAGUCCUCACUACCUUUUCCUUGUACAAAAGCCAGGUGAUUGACACGUCCUUCAGUGGCAGUGUGAUUGGUGAAUCUGCCAUGAACAGCACCAGUGAUGUGGGGAGUCCGCUGGAGUUUGUGUUCCGUGUGCAAGUGCUGGGAGAACCUCUGGGAGAUUUGGGAACUCUGAUGAUUGACUUUGAAUGGCCAUUUGCAGUAACCAAUGGGAAAUGGCUGCUGUAUCUCACAGAGAUAGUGAUCAAAGGAGCGUCGGAGACACGCUGUGUCCCACCGGGGAAGAUUGUCAACUAUCUCAACCUCACAUUGUCAGAGCAAGGUACUAAACGAUCUAAAAGAGAGGCAAGAUCUGCGUAUCCCCAUGCAGAAGCUUCUGUGACUGUCCUGGCUCCUCGUAAAGUGUCCCAUUUGCUGGAGUGUUCAAAGCAGACGGCCCACUGUGUGACCUUCUCCUGCCCGCUGCACAACAUGUCGACUCAGGCGGAGAUCAAAGUCAGGUCACGUGUGUGGAACGGCACUUUGCUAGAGGAUUAUGCCAAUGCCUUGCGAGUGGAGGUAAAGGGGCAGGCCACGUUGAGACUGCAGACAGACAAACCGGCCAUCAAAAUGGACAACCAGACCAGAGAGUUUUCAGUAAACAUUGACCCGGUGCUGGGAGAGGAGUUGCCGUAUGAAGUUCCUCUCUGGAUCAUCAUUGUUGCAGCGGUUGCAGGAAUACUUUUAUUAGGCAUCAUCAGUCUCAUUCUGUGGAAGUGCGGUUUCUUCCGACGGGCCAGCAGGAGGGAGAUGUAUGAGGCCAAAUCCCAGAAAGCAGAAAUAAAGAUCCAGCCCUCUGAGACAGAGAGGCUGACGGAGGAAUACUGAGCCUGCGGGGGCCCUCGGGCCGCUAUGGCAGCACCAUUAGGGUCCUUCGUGUGGUUUCUUCAAGAGGGCUGUUUACUACAGGAUAAUGCCAAAGUACCACGGUGUGAAAGUAUGCAAAGAAGAACGCUAUAAGUGUAACUUGGCCUUUCAGCCCGAGCAAGAACUGAGCAAGAAACUCUGGGUCACC
Molecule: messenger RNA, 3316 nt
Organism: Megalobrama amblycephala (Wuchang bream)
Lineage: Eukaryota; Metazoa; Chordata; Actinopteri; Cypriniformes; Xenocyprididae
Gene: itga3b
Product: integrin, alpha 3b
Exons: 26
Biological process (GO): cell-cell adhesion; cell-matrix adhesion; leukocyte migration
Cellular component (GO): integrin complex; external side of plasma membrane
Molecular function (GO): integrin binding
Source: RefSeq, a predicted model, not a curated record